This is a messenger RNA of Anarrhichthys ocellatus (wolf-eel), 2581 nucleotides long. It is a transcript of the gene irak1, whose product is annotated as interleukin-1 receptor-associated kinase 1. Gene Ontology annotation, cellular component: plasma membrane. NCBI's taxonomy places the organism in Eukaryota, Metazoa, Chordata, Actinopteri, Perciformes, Anarhichadidae. The record is from RefSeq and is a predicted model, not a curated record. Gene Ontology annotation, biological process: protein phosphorylation. Gene Ontology annotation, molecular function: protein kinase activity; ATP binding.
CUCAUAGAUAUGACUUUCUAUAUAUUUUUGCUCUAAAAGAGUAUUCAUUUAUCAGGAGACCCGGUGUGAGGCUACACGUCUUUUAUUGUGGAGGGGUACUGAACGGAACCGACUCUUAUUGCAGUGAGCUUGAGCCGCAGAGACCGGAAGCAGCAGAGGAGCUAAACUUGUUGAUUUUACAGUUUUUAAAGUUUGUAGCUUGUUUGAUCCGGACGGUUCUGAAGUGAUGGAGACAUCCGGGUACUUUUAGCUGUUAGCUGUUAGCUUCAGGUACCGUUUAGUCUCAAUUAAAACAUGUCUUCAGGAGACUACAGAGCGACUUUUCUCUACCAGCUGCCGCCCUCCGUUCUCUGGGAGUUCUUCCGGGUCAUGGACGGACUGUCGGACCUGGACUGGACCCGCUUUGCCUCAGAGGUCCUCUGGGAUCAGACCGCCGUACGAUUGGCCGAGAAGAUCAAGAGGCGGACAGACUGGGUGAUGAACCAAUGGGAGAACAGGAACGGUUGUGUUGGGGAGCUGAUCGACCUGUUGGAGCGUCUGGAGCUGCUCCGCCCCCGUGAUGUCAUCCUGGGCUGGGCCUCUAGUCUGAAGCCUUCCUCACCUCCUCCUCCUCUUCCUCAACCCACACAGUCUGAGGCCAUGCCCACAAUGAGCACCGUCAGACUAAGCUCGACAGUAGAUGAAGGAGGAGGAAGACGCCUACCCAGACCGGCCCCGCCCCCCCCCAAUCUGCAAUCUGACCUUCACCAACCCGCCCAGCCCCCCCCGGUGGUGACGAGCAGCAGCGGGGUGAUGUGCUGGUCGUAUGAAGAGGUGCAUGCUGGGACGGUGGGGUUCUCCCCCUCCCUACAGGUGGGGGAGGGGGGGUUUGGAGUCGUGUACAGAGCGUCUCUGAGGAACACCGACUGUGCUGUCAAGAGACUCAAACAGGACUGUCUGCUGGACUGGACUCUGCUGAAGGAGAGCUUUCAGACUGAAGUGGACCAACUGUCAAAGUUCAGACAUCCCAACAUCGUGGAUCUGUUGGGUUUCAGUGAAGGACCAGGAUCAGUGUGUCUGAUCUACAGCUACAUGGAGCUCAGAUCACUGGAGGACCAGCUGCACAAUGAGUGUGUGUGUCUGUCCUGGUCUCAGAGAGUCGGUGUGGUUAAAGGAGCCUCAGCAGCGCUGCAGUUCCUUCACUUCCCCCCCGACGGUCACAGGGCUCUGAUCCACGGAGACGUGAAGAGCUCAAACAUCCUGUUGGACCGCCACCUGGUGGCCAAGCUGGCCGACUUCGGUUUGGCUCGGUUUGCGUGUCGCGGCUCGUUGGGACGCUCGGCGUCUCAGACGGCGUCGGUGGGUAAAACGGAGACGGUCAGAGGAACGCUGGCGUACCUCCCCAUCGAAUACGUGAGGGACGGACAGCUGGGGACGGCUGUGGAUGUCUACAGCUUUGGAGUGGUUUUGUUGGAGGUUCUGACGGGACGUCGAGCUCUGGAGACGGACAGGAAGUCAGGAGAGACAUACCUGAAGGACCUGGUGGAGGAGGUUGAGGACUGGAGGAACCAGCUGGACCACCGGCUGAUCUCAGGGGGCACAGCAGAACCAGCUUGCUGCAUGGAGGUGGUGGAUCUGGCCUGCAGGUGUCUGGACAAGAAGAGGAAGAAGAGACCAGCAAUGCCAGAGGUGUUUGACAAACUUCAGGAUGUCCACGUUGUCUCGAGUAAGACCAGGUCCUCCUCCCCCUUCCAUCAUCCUCAUCUUCAACCCCCCUCCCUGUCCUUCCCCAAACCCACACGCCCCCUGGACUCCAGUGUGGGAGCUCUGUCCAACCAGCUGUCCAAACUGGGCCCACUGGAGUACACCUCCCAGCUCUCCCAGUCCUCUCAGUUGUCCUCCCUCUCCUCUUUCUGCUCCCUCACCCCUCCUCACCCGCUGCACUCCUCCUCUUUCACCGGUCCGUGUGAAACCGAUGAGAGUCGAGGCUUCUCCCAGUAUGACAUUCGCUCCCAGUUCAGAUCCAACGGGACCAGCUCCAGGUCUCUGUCUCCAUCCACCAGAGACCAGUAUCACAGUCCAACUGGGCCCACAGAGUCCCAGUUGAGCCAGCCUUCUGUCCCCACUGAAGACCAGUACAACUUCCCUCCCCUCACAGUGCCCCCCCCGGGACCAGACCCUGGAGGGCAGACCACAGCAGGGCUCUACGGUGUCCCAGAAUGCCUCUCUCCUGGGUCCCUGCAGUCCUUGUUUCCGGAGUCCUCAGUCCUCAUGAAUCCCAGUAAGCAGCGUUUCCUGCAGAAGGAAACUCUGUACGAAGAAGGGAGGAUUCAAACUCCUGAGUUGCUGUCGUCUGAUGACCUCUACGGAGGGAGGAGUUGUGACCGAGGACCGGAGGAGAGUGACGAGCUGGAUUAUCUUCCUGCUAAACACCACUGACCUGUUUCACACUUUGAUCAAUAUGUUUGUAUGAUGAACUGUAAGGAGGCCGUUGUGUGUCACAUGUGUGUAUAUGAACUAUUCAUUCACUAAGUUUAUACAAAUCAAUAAACACAGAGUCCUUCAGCUGCUGAGGGUCAGAUGAAGGUAUGACAUCAUCAAA